Fusarium poae is the source of this 3501-nucleotide messenger RNA. RefSeq lists its product as uncharacterized. The coding region runs from base 1 to 3501 and encodes 1166 amino acids. Gene Ontology annotation, molecular function: protein binding. Lineage: Eukaryota; Fungi; Ascomycota; Sordariomycetes; Hypocreales; Nectriaceae. The transcript has 4 exons. The record is from RefSeq and is a predicted model, not a curated record.
AUGCCGCGCUUCAGGAACUCGAAUCCAGCUGACAAAAGCUGCCUUUCAUCUCUUGUAUCACUAGUGCGACGCCGACCAAAGAGCACGGCUCACAGUCCUGCACCUGUGCCCACUCCGGAGGAUGACAUCCAGCCUCCGCCGAGCGCUGCCGAGACUCAAACAGCAAUCUUACCCGAUGCAGGCGUGUCGAAUGCCUCUUCCUCUCCUAUAGAGAAUGACGUCGAAGACCAAGGAAAGAACCCGAUCCGAAUACAGGGAGAAUCAGAACUCUGGUACGAGGCUUUGCGUAAAAGCGAUGAUCAGAUUAGAGAGGCCAUCCAGGGAUAUCGUAUCUCUACCAGAGAUGAGAUUGAAGCGGCUAAAUUAAUAGCCAUGGUGCGAGAUAAACAAGAAAACUUUGCGAACACAACAGCAAAGAUCAAAAUUGGGAAUCGCGAGAUCAUAUGGCGGGAUCAUGCCACCCGUGUCGUCACAUGGGUAACCAACAUUGGUGAUAUUGCUGUACCCUUUGCCCCAAGCCCAUCUUCCACUGUGUGGUCGGCAUUGAAGGUUCUGAUGCAGGCCCAUGUAUCACAGUGUGAAGACCUUGUUGCCAUUCUGGACUGUGCUGAGAAGGUACUCCGACUAGUCCAACGAGGGAGGACCUACGAAGCUGUCUAUCUACAGCAACUGAGUCAUAAACACUCGGAGUCAAGAGAGAGCCUAAGAAAUGCUCUGAUUGAGGCAUACAAGCAGGCUCUCAAGCUCCUCAUUCAUGCCGCUGAUCAGUUUCAAAAGGGCAAGGGACAACGCUUCGUUGACGCGCUCAUGAACCCCAAGCAAGGAGAAACUCUGGUAAAUGACUUAACGAAGGCAGAAGAGAACUUAUCAAGAGCAGUACAAGCUUCAGAGUCUGAACACAGGCAAAUGGACAACGCAGAAACUAGAAGGCUUCUUGAGCGGCUGAGCGGGCCACUACGAUACAUUGACGACAAGGUUGGCGUGAUGCUUCAACACAUCGAGCAGUCUACGCUUUACGACGCUCUAAUGUCUAUCAGCGACGUUGAUGUCGCUGGACAACAUGAGAUGAGAACCCUUAAAAGAACAAAAGGAACUUGCGAGUGGUUACUGGAACAUGAGAAAUUUCGCUGCUGGGAAGAUUCUUAUGAUUCGCCAAUCUUAUGGCUCAAAGGGAGAGUUGGCACUGGCAAGUCGACUCUAACCUCAAAAGUCGUUGAUCGUUACCGUAUCCCCGUCGAAGAACUGGUAAACCAGCCCGCGAUUGACGAAGGCUUCGCAUUCUUUUACUGCAGCAAAAGUGGGACAAAAGGUUCAAAGGAUGACAUGUUCAUCCAGGUCCUAAGAAGCUUCCUUCGUCAACUCGCAACAGUGCCUCAUCAUCCGGAAAAGAUUGACCCAGACCUGAUCAAGCUAUGUCAGGCGAUGAAGACCAAGAACCAAACAUUAUCGAUUGAAAGCUGCCAAAAGCGCAUCGCUACACUUAUAGAGAUCUAUCCUCGUACAAUUAUUGUUCUCGACGCCUUGGACGAAUGCGAUAGGUCAACCAGGCACGAAUUGAUCGCCUUCUUUACGGAUCUCAUAGACAAGUCUUCCCAUCCGGUCAAAGUUGUUAUUUCCAGUCGUGAUGAAGACGAUAUCAGAAGACUCCUGUCGACUAAGAAUGUCCUGAGUAUCGAUGUUGACCGUAAGAACGAGAAGGAUAUUGAGACGUAUCUUGACACAGAAUUGGCGAGGGCCUGUGAUCACUGGUCACCGAGGAUCAAGAAAAAGGUCAAGCAGAAGCUUAUUGAAGGUAGCAUGGGAAUGUUUCGAUGGACGUACUUGCAAAUGGAGCAGCUCAAAGACCUUGUGUCAGAUGAAGCUGUGGACGAAAGACUGGGUAAACUACCGAAGGAUCUUACGAAAGCAUAUGAUGAGCUUUACAACAGCUUGGAGACACACGAUCGCGUGUUGCUCCAGAGGAUGGUAAAGUGGCUUAUACAUGGAGCGGAAUCAUUGUCUACCUCGGCCAUGCUCUCGGCCAUCCGAUUGUCCGAGGCCAAGGACGACCACUGCCACAUCUCUAUACAUACAUCGACUAAGCUCAGUGAGUCUCAGCUGCAGGUUAUAGGCCGACAUUUGGUUGUGUCUGAUAAUUCUAUACAUGAUCAUCGUCGAACCCACAGGUACAAAACAGCUUGUCGUCGCGUUUGGAGAUUUGCACACGCCUCUGUCACAGAAUACUUUGAGGACCAUCAUCAAAGCUGGUCGGGCGAUAGCGCCGUGAUGGAGCUAGCCAGACUAUCAGUCCUGAAAGCCAUUGAUCUCUACCCAAAUAGGGGUUUCGGAAAGACAGAGCAUGAGAAUUCCGAAAAUAGCACAAAUAGUGCAAAUUAUGGCAUUGGAGCACAUUCCUAUUCUGAUACAUAUCGACAAUUUAGAGAUCAGUCAGAGUUUGAGCAGUAUGUAACAGACCUCUGGCCUUGGCACAUUCAAGCCGUGCAGCGAAGGUCGUUGCGAUGCCCGGAUCUGUCAGUGCUUCUAGAGCGAUUUCUAAUCGCACCGAAUGAGACACAUAUCUCUAGCCAAAGAUAUAGGAAUUGGAAAUCGACCACGUCCGACCGUUUUCAACGUUUCUUUGGCGUAUGGAAGUCAGAAUUGGAACCCAUUGAAAACCCGUUUUUCGCAAUUUGGUCCUUGGAUCUGUACGCUGCAGCAGAAGAUUGGGUUGAACCUCGGAUGGACCUUCUCGAGGUUAAUAAGUACGGCAAUGAUGCUUUAGCUCUUGCAGCAUUCCAGGGUCAUGUUGAUCUUUGUCGUCAGCUUAUUCUCAAAGGGGUUAACGUUGAUAGAAUUCUUCCCAGCGGGUUAAGCGCAUUGUACAUAGCCAUCGCCUGGAAUCAAGUGUCUUGCGUCAAGCUACUACUCCAGAAGGGCGCAAACCCCAAUCAGAAUACGAAUCAUCGACCUCUCUGCAAUGCUUUAGAUUUGAGCAAGGAGGCGGUUGAAGUUCUAUUACAGUACAGGGCAGAUCCAAAUCUCGUUUGCCAUGACACAGAUUGCUUCGAGUGGCCUCUUGGAAAGGCUAUGCACAUGGGCGUUGAAACCAAGGUGAUGGAGAGAUUUAUAGAGGCUGGGGCGAGUCUGAAUUUACAAAUAGGGGUAUAUGGAGGACCGCUUGCAGAAGCGGCUUGGAAGGGGAGCUUGUCUUAUGCUAAACUUUUUGUCGACAACGGGGCUCAAGUGAAUGCGCACCUUACAGUUGGAAAGUACGGAACUGCUUUGGCUGCUGCUAUUUUUGGAUCUUACUUUGCGAUGGUUAAGUACUUGAUAGAGGAAGCAGGGGCAGAUGUUCGAAAGAUGAUCAGCUGCCUUCCGUUCCCAAGACCGGAAGUUUCCCAAAGAUACGAGUCAUGGGGAGAGGAUAUAAAACGAUAUCUUAUUAAGAAAGGAUACAUGGAUGAGGAAGAUUUGGAGUAUAUUGUUUACAACGACUCGAACAUUGAGAAACCACUACUUUAG